CCGACGCCGGCGGUGACGGAAGCACGCCGGGGGUGACCUCACCUUCCAACAUGGCGGCGGCGGUAGAUUAGGGCCGCGGGUCGGAGCAGCUACCGCCGCUGGGGGACCCUGUCGGAAACGACUGCCGUCGCCGCCGCCCGUUCCAUCUCUUCUGGGGCAAGGGGCCAGGGCCAGGUUUGCACAUCUGUAAGUAGACCUUCUGGAGCUCUGCCAGCCAACUCAAUGGCGUCCUCUACUACUGUGCCUCUAGGAUUUCACUAUGAAACAAAAUAUGUGGUUCUCAGCUACUUGGGACUCCUCUCUCAGGGGAAGCUACAAGAGAAUCUUUCCUUACUCCAAGCUUCACAUCCCCUGGAUCAAGAAGUUUUAUUAAAAGUUAAAACCGAAAUUGAAGAAGAGCUAGAAUCCCUGGACAAAGAAAUUUCUGAAGCUUUCACCAGCACAGGCUUUGACCGUCAUACUUCUCCUGUGUUCAGCCCUGCCAACCCAGAAAGCUCAGUGGAAGACUGCUUGGCUCAUCUUGGAGAAAAAGUAUCACAGGAACUGAAAGAGCCUCUGCAAAAGGCAUUGCAAAUGCUCCUCAGCCAACUCUUAAAAAAAAAUCUCUACAGGCCAGUGACAUAUCAGGCAUAUCGGGAAUGUACUCUGGAGACCACAGUUCAUGCCAGCGGCUGGAAUAAGAUUUUGGUGCCUCUGGUUUUGCUACAACAAAUGCUUUUGGAGUUGACAAGACGUGGUCAAGAGCCUCUGAGUGCAUUGCUACAGUUUGGUGUAACAUAUCUGGAGGACUAUGCAGCAGAGUACAUCAUUCAACAAGGUGGCUGGGGCACUGUCUUUAACCUUGAGUCAGAGGACGAAGAAUAUCCUGGAGUCAUUGCAGAGGAUAGCAACGACAUUUAUAUCCUGCCCAGUGACAACUCUGGACAAGUCAGUCCCCCAGAGUCUCCUACUGUGACCACUUCUUGGCAGUCGGAGAGCUUACCUGUUUCACUGUCUGCCAGCCAGAGUUGGCAUACAGAAAGCCUCCCUGUGUCCCUAGGUCCUGAGUCCUGGCAGCAGAUUGCAAUGGAUCCUGAAGAAGUCAAAAGCUUAGAUAGCAACGGGGCUGGAGAGAAAAGUGAGAACAACUCUUCUAAUUCUGACAUUGUUCAUGUGGAGAAAGAAGAAAUUCCUGAAGGUGUGGAGGAGGCUGCUGUGGCAUCUGUUGUCUUGCCAGCCAAGGAGCUGCGGGAGGCACUCCCCGAAGCACCAGCUCCCUUGCUUCCGCAUAUCACUGCCACUUCCUUUCUGGAGAUGAGGGAGCCUGACACAGAAGAGAUGACAGUGGAGAAAGUCAGCCCUGCUACAACUUUGUUGGUGGAACUUGGUGAAGAAGAGAACUUGAUGAAGACAAAAGCAGCAACGGUUGAAUCUGUUCAACUGGAAGAGGAAGUGAUCCCCGUGCUGGAACCCUCAGAAACACUGCUGAGUGAAGAGGAGAUACAUGUGAGGAGAGAGGGUCUUCGGGAAGUCCCCUCCCCUGCUGGAGAAGAGAAGGCCAUCCCACUGUUUGAGGGCAAGUCUAUACUGCUGUUUGGAGGGGCCGCUGCCAUUGCCAUCCUGGCAGUGGCAGUUGGAGUAGCACUGGCUCUAAGAAAGAAAUAGCAGAUUUUUCAAAAGAAGACAAAAAAGAUGGAAGAUGGAAGAUUUUAGCUGUACUGACUGAAUUUGAAUCACCAACAGCUGAUUUGGACAUUUGUGGAACAAUCUUGGAUAAUGGGGGGCUUCUGCUUAAUAAGGCAGUACAUUGAUCCACAUGAUAGAGCUUCAGGUAGAGGGCAUCCAUGUUUGUCUGAUUGUAAGUUCCAAGGGCCUUGGCUAAUGCCAAAUUCGGAAUCCACGUAAAGUACUCCUUCCAGAACAGGGUUUCUCAACCUUGGCAUUAAUGACAUCAUGAUUAAUUCUUUGUUGUAGGAGGUUGUCCUGUGCACUAUAGGUUGGUCAGCAACAUCCCUGGCCUCUACCCGCUAGAUAGCAGUAGCACCCUGCCCUCAGUUGUGACGACCAGAAAUGUCUCCUGACAUUGCCAAAUGUCCCCUGGGGGCAAAAUUGUUCCUGUGGAGAGCCCCAGCUUUAGAAGGGAAAGGGUUAACUUAGGAGAACCUAGGACAGAAAGUCCCAGGCAAGAGGGCUUAGCUGCAGGCUCCUCAGCUACUGAGUCGUUCCUGCCCUUGGGAUUUCAUCUUUCCUGAUGAAUAUGCUGUAUUUCGCAGCCAUUCCUCUGUGGCUCUUCUUUUCUUGCCCACCUUCUCAGGCCCGUAGUGUGAGGGUGCUCCCCUUCUGUCUCAUCUGCCUCUCAGGUACUGAUUGCUCCUCUUCACCCCCAGGUUCUUUGUAAAGUCACGUGGGAGAGUGCUUUCUCUGUGUCCGCUAAGUCCCUCAUGCUUCCUACAGCUCCACCUUGUAAAGAUGUUGCCUUCGGUCAUCUUUAAAAACAUAAAUAGAAAAGAGGCCUAGGGUUCCCUGCCUGUGAAUGCAAGCAAGGGCAAGUAACUGCUAGGGAGCAGGUGUUUGUCUCAUUGUCAAGCAGGGGGAUGGAUGACUUAGAUGGCCUAUUGCGGUCUCUUCUGGCCCUUUUGUGUAAUGGCCACGCUACUGAGCUUAUGGUGACUUGCUGGCAGCAUCUGUUGCUGGAUGGUCACUAUCUGUAAUCUGGCCUCAGUCUUCUUAAGAGUCAACUAGCUUUUCUGCGGUCUCUUGCCAUGUGAUAAGGAUUUUCAUACUUGGGCUUACAGACCAAUUGAAUCAUAACUCCUAUUAAAUACAGAAAGUCUCCCAAAUACCAUUGAAAUAAAAAGUAGGAAAAGAGAAGCUUGAAUUUCUUGAGCCUACUACCCUCGAGAUUCUAGUGUGGCUUUCAGAGUUCAGGAAUAAGAUUUCUUCCCAGAACUCUUUACAGUCCAAAUGCCAGAGUGAUAAACCAAAAUAACUCUAAUCAGUAAGUGCUAGUUGAGAAUCAGAAUAACUUUCUUUCAUCAGGCCGAUCCCAUCCCUAAAAGGGGGUGGGAGUGUGUCUUCUCAUGCCUGAGGAUCAGUGUGUCACUGUGCAGGACACACAUGCUUGACACAGGUCAUCUCAGAUCUUAGUAAAUGUAACAAAUUACUUUUUUAGAUCCUGAAAUUUGUAAUAAAAUUACUUUACUAUCCUGAUCACCAAAACUUGAUGUUUUAUUUUUUUUAUUUUUAUUUUUUUAAACUUGAUGUUUUAAAUGUUUUUUUUUUUUUUUUUCAAUUUAUUUUUAAAAAUGAAAUGUUCUCCCUAAAGCAAUACUAUUUAAAAGUUGGUCGAGGAAAGGUCUAAAAUGUGUUUGGUCAGCUUCAUCAUGCAGUUGUAUCUUUAUGUUCUGAGUUUUAGUGUCUUAGGGAGUGAUAUUUAAAGGGUUUUGGUGCACUUUGAUUAGGAUAGCUAGAGGUGAGGUGGGGGAAAUGGGAUUAAUGUAGUAAAGAUUGUUUUCCUCCUUGGUCUCUGACAGUUGGCUCUGACACUGGGGUUACUCUGUUCUAAUUGCUACUUUCCUGUUUGUGUAAGGUAAAAGCAAACUGAUGAGUUACCUUGAUUUUUUUUUCUCUUUUAUUUUCCUUCCAGUGUUCACUUGUAAUCUCUGGAUCCUCAAACCCAUUAGCUACAUGCAUUUAAGUACAAAUAGAAACCAGUUUUAUUUCAGAGCUACUAAAAGGCGAUCUGUGGCUUAGGAUAUUUGGGUCUGUGUUCUCCACAAAAGGAAAGAUCCAAAGAGUAUAAUAGGAUGCUGCCACAUGCCCGUUUAUCUUCCCAUCUAUUUAACAUGAACCCAAAGUGAUCUGGCCAAUUGGAUCUCGCAGGGUAAUGGUUAAUAUUCUUUUCUAUUGGCUUUCUCUAGAGAGAAUUGUUAGUUCGUGAGUAAUAGGAUGUGUCAGUGUCCCCAUUCCUCCUUCACUUCCUUACCAUCUGCCUCUGGCAAUGGAAGGGAAUACCCUGAUAAGGACUGCUUCUUACAGCAGCUCCUCCUUUUGGCUAUUAAAAUGUAUUUCUCAACCUCCCACCCCCCUCCUUUUUGGUGGGGCUGGCAGCAAACCAUUUCUUCCGCCCCUUCUAACUUAUAUUACUUCUGAAUCUAAGGUAAAAGGCAGAUUCAGAAUAAAUCCAACUUGCUUAUGGAGCUCAGAUGUGGAAUUAAGAACAUACCGUUUAUCAUUCCUCAUUCUUGAACUAUUGGGGACAAGUUUGUGUAAGUCCUCUAGAACACUUAUUAAUUGCUUUAUUGAAUGUAAUGACUUCUGAAAACUUGUCCAAAAGCCAGUGAAGAUUUCUUGAGAAAAAUACCUAAAAUUAAAAAGUGCUUUUUUAUCCUGUUCAAAUAAUCACUCUAGGCCCCAAGAAAUCAGUAUCUACAGCGUGCCUUACAGGGGCCUCUGGUGAUCAUCACUGUCUUCUAGAAAGCUUUCUAGGAAUCAGAAAGCAACAGUUGGCCAUCUGGUUCAUGCAUGGACCAUGAAAAGGCAUUCUCGACACCUCCCCUCGCCCGCGUCUCUGUGCCAUCUCCUCUAUUAGAUGCAGCUGCUCCCCCUCAUUGUUCUGGGAGAGUGAGCAGGGAGCCCAGAGGAAGGGUCUUUUGAACCAUAGCUACCAUUUAUUUCUUGUGGAAAUUAAUAUCUGCAGCCUUUGUGCUAAUUCCCUCUGAUAAUAAUACAAAAGUGAUGCCUUGGCUAUAGAACACCCAUUUCUCCCUGAAGGUAUGACAUAGACACGGCCCACAGAAUUUUGAAAUUAUUUUAAGAGAUGCUUCAUAGAAAUAAAAGGUAUUAUAGGUAA
Messenger RNA from Canis lupus familiaris (dog), 4831 nucleotides. It is a transcript of the gene BCL2L13, whose product is annotated as BCL2 like 13. The transcript is spliced from 7 exons. The record is from RefSeq and is a predicted model, not a curated record. Gene Ontology annotation, biological process: apoptotic process; regulation of apoptotic process. Gene Ontology annotation, cellular component: mitochondrion. Lineage: Eukaryota; Metazoa; Chordata; Mammalia; Carnivora; Canidae. The coding region runs from base 223 to 1644 and encodes 473 amino acids.